AUAGAAAAAGGGCGUAAUUCCAAAACAAACCCCAUUCCAUCUUUCUUCAUAUCCUCUGUCUCCCAUUCUGCCCCCAUGGCCAUGGAUAAGAUGCCUCUCUUCCUCCUCUGAAGAAACCUUGGCCCUAUAUUUCCCUUGUCUCCAGAUUCAUCCACAACAAUUUUGCAGCCCCACUCUUGGCUGUUUUCUCAGCCAUGGACAUAAGUAGCAGCUGCACCGCCGCCGCCGCCGCCGCCACUGUCAAAACCCCUGAAGCUGAGACUGAGACCCCUCCCACCCGGAUCUACCCCGCAAAGCCCCUCUCUUACAGCAGCAACGGCGUGCUCAAGCGCCUCAACACCCCCCUCCACGACGGCCGCCGUCACGCCGCCGAAACCCACCACGCGGUGGUGGUCAACUACAGGGAGUGUCUCAAGAACCACGCCGCCCCGCUCGGCGGGCACGCCGUCGACGGAUGCGGCGAGUUCAUGCCCUCGCCCGCCGCCAACCCGUCCGACCCGACUUCCCUGAAAUGCGCCGCUUGUGGGUGCCACCGCAAUUUCCACCGCCGGGAACAUCCGGAUGAGGUUCUUUCCCGUGCCGAUGUGGUACCGGCUAUCGAGUACCAGCCGUACCACCGCCACCACCCUCCGCCGCCGCAGGGCUCCCACAGCAGCCCGCCGAGUUCUCCUUCCCCGCCGCCGAUCUCCUCGUCGUAUUACCCGUCGGCGCCGCACGUCCUGCUAGCUCUCAGUACCGGAAUGGUGGGCCCCCACCAGACUGACACCAACACCACCACCCCUACCUCCGCCGACCACAUUUCCGGCGGGCCUGGGUCAAAUCUGAACGGGAGAAAGCGUAUACGGACAAAAUUCACCGCAGAUCAGAAGGAGAAAAUGUUCGAAUUCGCCGAGAGGGUUGGGUGGAAGAUUCAGAAGAGAGACGAAGAUCUGAUCAACAACUUCUGCAGCGACAUCGGAGUGGAGAGGGUUGUUUUUAAGGUAUGGAUGCACAACAACAAGAACAUUUCCGGCAAGAGGGAUCAUGGGAUCGCCGCCGCCUCCGGCGGCGGCCUCAACUACAAUGACAAUGUUCAUGGUAUGAAUUUUAAUUUACUUAAUGCAAAAAGUCAAAAUCUUGACUCGACCGCCGCCGGAACAGCCACCGCCUGCCAAUUCGACAUGAAGAAUGAAAACAAUAACGGCGUCACCGCCCCUCUCGCCGCCGCCGCCGCCGUUAAUGGGUCGUAUUAUUCUUCUUGAUUAGCUCGUUCUCGUUACGCCGCCGCAUUUCCAUAUCCUAAAUUAAUUAACACCGUCUUCCUUAAAAACAAUUAGUGGUGCUAAACCUGCUGAUUAAAAAAAACUUCCCCGGAAUUUAAUCAGGAGGAUAGUAGAGAAUAGCCUGCCUAUAUGUUCUUCUUAUCAAUAUGAUCCUUGUUCAAUUGCUUCCCUAGUUUGUUCUUCUUAAACUCUAAUUGUUUUUUCUUAAUUUUUUCCCUAAAUUAAAUGGUCCUCUUAGUGCAAAAGUUAAAUUAUGUCUUAUCAGAAGUAGGGAAUAUUAUUAAUAGGAGCAUGAUCUAUUAUGU
Molecule: messenger RNA, 1567 nt
Organism: Cuscuta epithymum
Lineage: Eukaryota; Viridiplantae; Streptophyta; Magnoliopsida; Solanales; Convolvulaceae
Source: the annotation of a GenBank genome assembly